Molecule: messenger RNA, 3223 nt
Organism: Trichobilharzia regenti
Lineage: Eukaryota; Metazoa; Platyhelminthes; Trematoda; Strigeidida; Schistosomatidae
Source: the annotation of a GenBank genome assembly
GAUGUUUAUCUUUCACAUAAACAAUCUUUUCACAUUCAUAGAAUAAAAUACCUGGCAUAUCUAUUCACAAUCACAUGUGUCUGCUUGCUCAUGAGACAAUUUCAUUGGUUAAAAUGCAAAAAGUAUCCUAUUGGUUUAUCCUUAUAUAGAUUAGUUAGCCUUCUCUCCCUCUCUCUCUCUAGCUACCUCUAUAGACAAACAGAAAUUAUAUAUAUAUAUAUAUAUAUAUAUAUAUAUAUAUAUUAUUAUUAGCUAGUGAAGAGAGCAAAGCUAACGGAUCGAUCGAUACUUAUCAGUCUGUUAUAAAAUGUGAAUUGUGAAUGAAAGGCAGCAAGGCAAGAUUAGUUGACGUGGAAUUCACUGGGUUGGGAUAAAUAAAUUAACUUGGAGAAAUAUAUUUAUUUCUCUUCUUCUACUUCUGUUUGUUUUGCUGCUUUAAAAUCUGUCAUUCCCAAUUUUCUACUUUCUUCCCUUCUCGUCCUUGUUAGUGAGUUAGUUAGCUAGUUAGUAUAUUUGUUUGUUUGCUAACUAGCUAGUUAUUGUGUGUGUGUGUGUGUGAGUUAAAGCCGUAUUCCCUAGCCUUGUUUUACAAUUCUCUUUUGAUCGGGUCAUCCAUCCAUCCAUCCAUCUGCGCUUCACCAAUCGAUAUUGAAGCCUACAAAAAUUCUUGAGUAAAUUAUUUAGACCAUCUGUUAUUGGGAUAAAAGUUAUUAAUCUUAUACAUUGAAGAAAAUAGUUUUUUCGGAGUUUUAUUUCAUCCACAGUGUAUAACACACACUAGUAGAACUUGUAGUAGUCAGGAAUAAGAAGAACUGAAAAUGCCCGAAGAAGAUAAAAGCAUUAGCCCAGCUAAGAAGGAGGCGAAUACAAAAACUGGUGAAACAACGGAGACAAAAGUCAGCGAGUCGAAUGCGACAAGUGGAACGGCCUCUGCUGCUGCAGCUGCAGCAAAUGCUGGUGGUACUGCUGAACAAGAAGCAGAAGAAGUUAAAACGUAUAAAUGCGUAAAUCUUACAGCAUUUGGUGGUUCUAAACAUGUGCGAGUCGAUACGAAUGAAGUGAAACCUGUGGGGAAAAAUGAGGUGGCUAUUGAGGUGCAAGCAUGUGGGAUCAAUUUCCUUGAUAUAAUGACAAGACAAGGAUUGAUUGAACAGACAGUUAAACCACCAUUCAUUAUGGGAUCUGAAUGUACUGGAAUUAUUAGUGAAGUUGGUGAGAAAGUCAGCACUUACAAGGUUGGUGAUCCAGUGGUUGUACUACUUGAAAAUGGUGCUUGGAGUCAACGUCUUGUACUACCAGUUAUAGAAAAAGCUAGCGCGAAUCAGUCAAGUUCAAAUACCCCAGCAGAAGAUACAGAAAAUAAUGAAUCAACAGAGAAUACAAUCAGUUCACUUAUUUUGCCUAGACCAAAAUCGUUGGAUGUUAAUAAAGCCGCUGUGAUUGGAUAUGCUUAUAUACCAGCUUAUAUUUUAAUUCAUCAUAUUGCUAAUAUACGUUCUGGUGAUAUCGUUUUGGUGCAUUCAGCUGGAGGUGGAGUGGGAACAGCUAUUGGCCAGCUAGUCAAGCUUAUUCCAAAUGUCACAUUAAUUGGUACAGCUUCAAAAGCUAAACAUGAGAAAUUGUCUAAAAUCUAUGAUGUUCUCAUAGAACCGGAUCAAGAUUGUAUUGCAGAAAUUAAAAAACUUUAUCCCAACGGGAUUAAUGUGGUCCUCGAUUGUAUAAGUGGUCCGGAUACUAACAGACUAUAUGGCGUAUUGAAACCUCUUGGGAAACAUAUAAUUUAUGGCAUGUCCAACUUGGUUACUGGAGACAGGAAAAACUUUCUAAACCUGGCAAAACAUUGGUUCCAUAUGGAACGUAUCAAUCCAUUGAAGCUACAUGAUGAAAACUUAGUCCUAGGAGGUUUCUUCUUAAAAUCAUUUCUAUUCUGUCGUGAUCGAGGUCAAAAUGAAAUUCACAAUCUGAUUCUUGAUGUUUGGAAUGAGUUAACAAAGCUGAUUGAUGGUCAGAAAAUUGAUCCAUGGAUCGAUAGUCAGUGGUAUUUCGAUGAAGUCGGUGCUUCCCACUGAACUCAGCGAGUAUAUCAGGUCUUCUGCAAAUGACUAACACCCUUAGGAAAGUGAAAAAGAGCCUGAUACUUCUAUCUAGUUUUCUGACAAACUUGCCACUAUGCAAAUACCAUAAACACUACUCUUUCAUAAAUCUGUAUAAGUAAGAUGCAGUAAGACAAACAUUACACGGUAUUCGAAUCUUCAGACGAUGGACGACCAGAAAUUAUGUCGUACAGUGCACAGGAUUCACUUGCAAAUAGGUCAUGUAAAGAUGAUAGUCUCUAACCCGACUAAAGAGGCAAUGAUGCGUUUACAAGAAAGAAAAAAUAUUGGAAAAGUUGUACUGAUUCCAAAGAUGAAAGAAGUGAAACCUGAAGAAGAGAAAACUGAAAAUGCUGAAAAGCCAACAGCUGAAGAAACCACAGCGAAUUCGCCAAAGAAAUAAUAUUAAUAAUUAUUAAAAACUGAGUCAUUUUAGAGGAUCAAAGAUGCUGUUCUCUCUCUCUCUCUAUCAUACACAAAUGCAGUUGAUCUCUACUAUUUGUCUUUGUCUUCCUGUAGCCAGUCAGUAUGUUCCUGCUUAUGUUUGUUGUGUUCGUUUUAUUCCUCCCCUUCUCUCAAUUCGCUGUCACUCUCGGUCGUCUGAUUACAGAAUGAAUUAUCCCUUUUUAUUAUUAUUAUUAUUAUAUGACACAUCCUUGGAAGAGAUUCACAUCACUUCUGUUUGGUAAAUCUGCUUCACUCUAAACAUCCCUGAAAAAAGCAUUCUAAGCACUGUCAUCUUUUUGAAAUUAUACGCUUUCGACAGUGAACACUUUAGUCAUUUGUCCUUGUUGCAAUGUGUUUUUUUUGUUGUUUAUUUUUGUUCAUGGUUUUUAUUAUUUUAAUUUGUGAUAUUACUUGAAAGAACGUGUUCCAGUUUUCAGUUUCCCAGUCACGUAUAUAUAUAUACAUAUAUAUUCUGCCAUAUUCAGUGUUCAUUGUUGAGUGAUAUUCACUUUUUGUGCUUUUGAUGACUAUUAUUAUUGAUUAUUCGUAUUGUGAUGUUUCGUUUCUUCUAUUUUUGACUUCGUUGUCUGACACGCACACACCUAUACAUAUAUAUAUAUAUAUAUUUGUUGGUCGCUGAUAAUUGUGAUAAUUACAAUAUAUUGAAUUAAUUAAUUAAUUUA